AUGCCUGAUCAGGACAAAAAGCUGAAGAGCACAGAGAAAGGCAAAAAACCUCCUGAGACCUCCAUGAGGGAUUAUUCUGAUCUUAAAAGACUUCAGUCUCUCUUAAACGCUCAGUCAAGAAACCAACAGCUUCCAGCCAUACAUUUUGAGACUGGUCAAACCAGUGUGAGAAGAGCUUGGCAAAAUGUCAGAAGCAGUGAACAAAAACCCCAUGGUCAAUGGCAAGAAUCAACAGAAGCUGUUGAGCUUGAAAACUUCAGUGUGACCUACAAGAAUGAGAGGAAUUUUAGCAAACAUCCCAAACACAAGUUGUUUCAAGAGAUUUUUACAGCUCUAAUUAAGAACAGGCUUUCCUGCAGGGAGUGGGUUAAUCAAGCUCCAUCCAUCCAUUUUCUUCGAGUAUUAAUCUGCCUGAGAUUAUUUAUAAGGGAUCCAUGGUAUCAGGAAAUGCUGCAUUGCUUGCGUGGCAUUGAAAAUCUAGCUCAGUAUAUGGAAACAAUAGCAAAUGUCUAUCUUGAUUAUGGAGAAGAGCAGCAUAAUGUAGACCAGUUGGUCAACAUGACAUACAUUUUCCAGAAGCUUGCUGCUGUUAAAGAUCAAAGAAAAUGGGUUAUAGCAAGUGGAGCACAUAAAACCUUAGUACAUCUGUUAUCUGCCAGAGACAGCAGUGUGCUUUUGCGUUCCCUCCUUGCUCUGACUAGCUUAGCAGAAAGUCCAGAAUGUAGGGAGAAGAUAAGUGAGCUCACCAUUGUUGCGAACUUGCUGGUGAUAUUACAUGAAUACGAUUUGCUUUCUAAAAGACUCACAGCAGAGUUGCUGCGUCUCCUCUGUGCAGAAUCACCAGUCAAAGAGCAAGUAAAAAUGUAUGAAGGAGUUCCAGUCUUGCUCAGUUUACUCCAUUCUGAUCAUAUCAAACUUCUCUGGAGUGUAGUUUGGAUUCUGGUCCAGGUUUGUGAAGAUCCUGAGACUAGUGUGGAAAUCCGGAUUUGGGGUGGAAUAAAGCAGCUCCUUCACAUACUGCAGGGGGAAAGAAAUCUUGUUUCUGAUCGCUCUUCGGUUGGAAGUUUAUCUAGUGCGAAUGCAGCAGGAAGGAUCCACCUUCAUUUGUCAGAUGAUUUGGGUCCUGAUGAGAUGCAAGAAAAUACUUUGUCACUUCAAGCAG
This is a messenger RNA of Apaloderma vittatum (bar-tailed trogon), 1162 nucleotides long. Its product is annotated as serine/threonine-protein kinase Nek10-like. The record is from RefSeq and is a predicted model, not a curated record. The annotation marks the transcript as partial. The transcript has 12 exons. NCBI's taxonomy places the organism in Eukaryota, Metazoa, Chordata, Aves, Trogoniformes, Trogonidae.